AUGAGACCCCUGGUCCUUCUCUUCCUCCUCUCCCUCCUCCUCUUGCCUCUUUUCACCGUCGCCGGCGACUGCGAGUGCUCCCCCGACGACGAAGGUCAAGACAAAUCGAAAGCCCGGCCGCUCAAAAUCGCGUCCAUCUUCUCCAUCCUCGUCUUCGGCGCCAUCGGCAUCUGCCUCCCGAUCUUCAGCAAAUCAAUCCCAUCUCUCCGUCCCGAGAACGAUAUCUUCUUCGUGAUCAAAGCAUUCGCCGCCGGCGUUAUACUGGCGACGGGAUUCAUCCACAUUCUUCCCGACGCUUUCGCCAACCUGACCUCGCCGUGUCUCGAUGAGAACCCGUGGGGGAAUUUUCCGUUCGCCGGAUUCGUGGCCAUGCUUGGCGCCCUCGGGACGUUGAUGGUGGAUACUCUAGCCAUGGGUUACCUUAAACGGUCUGCGAGGGAGGAGGGCGAUGAGCUCAAAGGGGACGUGGAGAUGAGUGGGCCCGCCGGAGACCAUCUCCACGUCCACGCCACCCAUGCGCGUGCUCGUGGCCACGCCGCCUUGGAGGUGGACGAUGGGUCCCAGAAGCUCGUGCGCCAUCGCGUCAUUUCUCAGGUAUUGGAAUUGGGCAUCGUUGUUCAUUCAAUCAUAAUUGGAAUUUCUUUAGGUGCAUCAGAGAGUCCUUCUAUCAUUAAAUCACUGAUAGUUGCUUUAAGCUUUCAUCAAUUCUUUGAAGGCAUGGGUCUUGGAGGAUGUAUUGUGCAGGCUAAAUUCAAAGUCAAGUCAAUGGCAACAAUGAUACUCUUCUUCUCCCUCACCACUCCUGUUGGAAUAGUAAUAGGUUUUGGAAUAUCAUCUGUUUAUAAUGAGAAUAGUCCGACUGCCCUAAUUGUUGAAGGCAUUCUCAAUUCAGCAGCUGCAGGAAUUUUAAUCUACAUGUCUCUUGUUGAUCUUCUAGCUGAAGAUUUUAUGAAUCCAAGGGUGCAGAGCAAGGGAAAACUACAAUUUGGGAUAAAUGUCUCCUUACUUAUCGGAGCGGGCUUAAUGUCGCUUCUUGCUAAAUGGGCUUAG
Phoenix dactylifera (date palm) is the source of this 1050-nucleotide messenger RNA. NCBI's taxonomy places the organism in Eukaryota, Viridiplantae, Streptophyta, Magnoliopsida, Arecales, Arecaceae. The record is from RefSeq and is a predicted model, not a curated record.